Molecule: messenger RNA, 1959 nt
Organism: Aspergillus saccharolyticus JOP 1030-1
Lineage: Eukaryota; Fungi; Ascomycota; Eurotiomycetes; Eurotiales; Aspergillaceae
Exons: 1
Coding region: 1-1959 (652 amino acids)
Source: RefSeq, a predicted model, not a curated record
AUGGCAAGCAAAAUCCACCCCCUCGUCGCUUUCUGUGAGGAAUAUGACGAAGAUACUCAUGUUAUCCGACCGGAAACUCGUCAAGUCGCCAACAUCACAACCAAGCGCCAUAAACAGGCCGUGAGAUCUGCUGCAGAGCCCCUGGUUGACGUUGCAAGUGACUCCGGCUAUUCCAGUCGUACCGCAGCCACCGUCAACAGCACCCAAUCUGGGCCGUCGGGCCGGAAGAGUCCUGUCCCUCAUAAGUCAGACACCACCCUCAAAAGAUCUGACCUUGAACGCGUCCGAUCCAAAGGUCACAAAGAACGUCCUUCCAAGGACCGCAUUGCUCGUCCGCCACGUGAGGAGAAAAUGCAAGUCGGAAGUUUUCCCCAUAUGGGCCACCCUCACCCUCCUGCCCAAGCGCAGCGGUCGCCUUCCCGGUCCCGCCGUCGCGAUAGUGCCCAUGUCAGACAUUAUCCGGGACAAUGUUACGAGUGCGAUCAAGGUCUAUACCAUCCUACCUCCACACCUGUUGAAGCGAGACCGAUGGAUUUCUCGUAUUUCAUGCCACCACCACCUCCCACGGGUCACGAAUAUCCUCCGUCGGCCCCGCAAAACCCCCGUUACGCGCCUUCCGUGAUUCAGGACGUCAAUGUCUCCCGCACUAGUCGUCCCCACGCUCGCGAAAGCUCAUCUAUGUAUCAUACCAACAACCGACCGGUGAGCUUCCAUGGCGCUAUGCCUGGGAUGGGUCAAAUGAUGUAUCCACCGGGAUCCAUGGGUCGCCACGAGCACGGUCCACCGCUGUCUACUUCAGCGUACGCCCACGCGCCAUAUGUCACUUCUCACUAUCCGCCACAGUCUCCCUAUUACGGCAUGCCCGACUAUGCGGCCCCUCCUGAGAGUCUACAGGAACGGUCGGCAUCAAGGACUCGAGACCAAGGUCGGGGUCGCCGACCGUCACUUUAUGCACCACCUCCUAUGGAUUUCGAUGACGCAAGCUUUGAUGAAAGUGAGGAUGAUGACGAGGGUUUGGACGUUCCUCCUCCGCCUCCUCCUGCUCCGAGUCGAUCGGCUCGGCCUCGCAUGUCCGCUCAGUCUUCCCAUGAUCAUCGCGAGGAAGACUACUACCGAUCUAUGCCUCCCCCACCCAUCAAGCACAAGGCGGCUCCGCACAUCAUCCAGAAACGGCCCGACCCGCCCCGAAAAUCCGUGACUGCUCCGUCCAUCACUUCCGACCGUCGGUCUUCUCGCUCUCUAGACCUAUCACCGCUGAGAGACGCCUUGCCUGAGUACGGGUACCGGCAAUCUUCUCGAGAGACCGUAAUGCCGGAGCGCAGCCGAAGCAACCGGGACAGCCGACGAUCCACCGCAUACCAUGAGUCUGCGCGCCCAGCACGGAUUGCCGUCGAAAACUCUCGUCGCCGCCGGCCUACUGUCUACAACUACGGCGAGGAGGACGAUGGGGACGAGGACGAUGAGAUUGUAGAGAAGCAACGAGAAGCAGAAGAGUACCAAGCUUCUCGGUCAGGGAAGCCCUCGGUGCCUGUUCCCUUGACGGAAGACGCGCUGUACAAGGCGAAGACCUCUCAACGCGCUGAAAGCGACAGCGGCAGCCAGAAGAGUCGCUCGAACAGCAGCCGUGGCAGUGACGCACGAACUCAAAACGGAAGCAGCAGCGGCUUGAAGCCGGAAGAUGACAAUAGCAUUGUCAUGAAAAUGAACGGUGUGACCAUGAGCUUCAGCCAAGAGUCUGUUGGGGGAAAGAGACUGAUGCUUCGUACCGGGGACAAUGGUGCGGUCGAGCUGAACAUUGAGGGCAAACACCGAGCCAAGAAGUAUUUGACUGGCGGAUCUGACUACACCGCAAGUGUCUCUCGAAGAGAACUGGAAGACCCGCGCCGAGCCAUGAUUGACCGGAAAUCUGACCGGGCCAGCCGACGCUCAAGUCGGUCGAUCUACAGCGGUCGGGGUUAG